Bubalus bubalis (water buffalo) is the source of this 1911-nucleotide messenger RNA. Its product is annotated as cationic amino acid transporter 3-like. Gene Ontology annotation, cellular component: plasma membrane. The transcript has 11 exons. The record is from RefSeq and is a predicted model, not a curated record. Lineage: Eukaryota; Metazoa; Chordata; Mammalia; Artiodactyla; Bovidae. Gene Ontology annotation, molecular function: amino acid:sodium symporter activity. Gene Ontology annotation, biological process: transmembrane transport; sodium ion transport; amino acid transport. Bases 1 to 1911 code for a protein of 636 amino acids.
AUGUCUCAGAUACUAUGUCAGAAAGUUCGCCAAUUUGGUCAGAAGCUAGUCCGCAAGCAUCCACUGAAAACUAUAGAGGAGUCUGAGAGACCUGUGUCUCAUCUGAGCAUCCUAAACCUGGUGAUCUUGGGUGUGAGCAGGAUGUUGAAAGCUGGCGUGUACAUCCUGAUUGGUGCAGUGGCCAAAUACAUAGCUGGACCAGGAACCAUCAUUUCAUUCUUGGUGGUUGCCCUCUUCUCUAUGUUGUCUGCUUUCUGCUAUGCUGAAUUUGGGGCCCGGGGCCCGCUCUCUGGUUCUGUGUAUCUCUACAGCUAUGUCACCAUGGGUCAACUCUAUGCCUUCAUCAUUGGCUGGAACCUUAUACUUCGCUUAGUCACUGGAACUGCCUGUUUGGCCAGGGCCUUGAGCUACGUCUUUGACAGCCUGAUUGGGAACUACAUCUCUCAGACAUUACAGGGAAUGCUUUCUCUGCAUGUGCCCCACUUCCUGGCCACAUAUGUAGACUUUUUUGCUCUGGGCCUGGUUCUGCUGCUCACAGGUCUACAGGUUCUGGGAGCUCAUGAGUCAAUCCUGGUUACCAAAGUGUCUGUAGGAAUCAACCUUUUGGUUUUCAUCUUCAUCAUCAUCAUUGGCUUCAUUAAAGGGGACCUGCACAAUUGGAAGCUCACGGAACAGGACUACACAUUGGCCACAACUGGAUCCAGAUCUGGAUCCAGAGAUGUCUAUGGCUUAGGAGGGUUGGGCUUUCUGGGAUCUGGAGGGUUUGCACCUUUUGGCUUUGAAGGAAUUCUCCAGGGAGCAGCUACAUGUUUCUACACUUUUUUUGGUGUUGAUGGCAUUGUCAUUAAAGGGAAAGAAGCUGUAAAUCCUCGACGUGCCAUCCCCUUGGGCAUCAUGAUCUCACUCUUGAUCUGCUUUUUGGUGUAUUUUGGUGUCUCAGUGGCACUCACCCUCAUGGUGCCCUACUACCAGAUUCAGCCUGAAAACCCUUUGCCACAGGCUCAUCUCAAUGGUUGGUGGGUCCCCGCCAAAUAUGUCGUGGCCGUUGGCACCCUCUGUGCUCUUACAUCCAGACUCCAUACUGCCGUGUUCAGAAUAUCUCCUUUGAUCUACACAAUGGCAGAGGACAGGCUCCUUUUCCGGGGACUUACCCGGAUCUUUGCCUGCACAGGCACCCCCAUCAUGGCCAUCAUGUCUGCUGGAAAUCUUACAGCGAUCUUGGCAUUACUCUUCGACUUGACUGACCUUGUGUUCCUUGUGUCAAUUGGGACCCUGCUUGCUUACUCGCUGGUGGCUUUUUCUGUCCUUGUCCUCAGGUACCAGCCAGACCAGAAUUUAAGCAAGAAUGAGAAAACAGAGGAGAAAAUGGAUAUGCAUGACCUUGAUGAAAUUACUUUGGAAUCUGUACCUAAAGCUGGAAUCUUGAACAUUCUGAAGAGUCUGUGGUUCCCUACCAGCACCAGCCCCACCCAGAAAUCUGGCCAGAUUGUCUAUGGAUGUGCUUCCCUGCUUGUUCUCCUGCUAACCAUCCUGAGCCUGAUCCUGGCCCAGUGGCCCAGCCAGGUGUUCUCUGGAGACCCCAUGCUCAUGACAGUGGCUGUGCUGCUGCUGCUGCUCAUCAUUGGGGUCACGGUCAUCAUCUGGAGGCAGCCCCAGGACCCCUCUCCUCUUAUGUUCAGGGUCCCUGCUCUGCCUGUCCUUCCACUGGUGAACAUCUUUGUGAACAUUUACCUGAUGAUGCAGAUGACCUCUAGGACCUGGGCCAUAUUUGGCAUCUGGAUGGCUAUUGGAUCUGUCAUAUACUUUGGAUAUGGGAUUCGACACAGUAUGGAGGAGAACAAUGAGCAACAGCCACCAGCCUCCAUCUCUCAGACUCUUGAUGAAAACCUCCCAGGUGCAGAGUCAGCUUAA